GCUUAUUUAUUGCUGCGGUGGCCGGUGAGGCGCGGGUCGGCGUAGCCGCUAGGCUCGACUCGCAGUCACAAUUGCUGUUCCGAUAGCACAAAGCCGCCAUCGCAGGCAGCUCCAUACUGUCUUCCCAGUCUCCGUUACUGCUGCUAUCCGGCACGCGCCGGGGGUCAGGCGGCACAGGGAAAGUGCCGUGCCUGGUCACAGGACACUGGACGUCGUUGGGGAUCCGGAGAUGGAAGAAGCAGAUGGGAGCGGAGGAGGCAUCCGCUCCGUGCUGCCUCUCGGCUCGCUCAUCUCUCCGUCCGGGAACGAGGUGGAGCUCCCGGAGCUAGACGGCAAGAUCAUCGGCCUAUACUUCGCCGCCAACUGGUACCCCAAGUGCGAGGCCUUCACCCCGGCGCUGGCCGCCGCGUACGAGCAGCUCAGGGCGCGCGGCGCCGGCUUCGAGGUCGUCUUCGUGUCGUGCGACGAGGACCGGCCGUCCUUCGAGCGGUUCCACCGCGCCAUGCCGUGGCCCGCCGUGCCCUUCGGCGACCUCCGCUGCAAGAAGAGCCUCAGCGACAUGUUCCAGGUCGAGGGCAUCCCGCGCCUGGUGGUGCUCGCCCCGGGCGGCGCCGAGGUCGUCUGCUCCGACGCCGUCGAGCUCGUGCACCGCUACGGUGACCCGGCGUUCCCGUUCACCCCGGCCAGGGUGGCGGAGCUGGAGGCCGACGAGCGGAGCAAGUUCGCCUCCCAGACGCUGGAGAAGCUCUUCUCCGUCGGCCACGUCAACGGCGGCGACGAACAGCUGCUGGCCUCACCGUGGCUAAGGGCUGCAGGUCCCCAUCUCGAGCCUGGUCGGGAAGACGGUGGGGCUCUACUUCUCGGCGCACAGGUGCGAGCCGUGCGUCAAGUUCACCGCGAGGCUGGCCGCCAUAUACGGCAAUCUGAAGGGCAAGUCGGCGGAGUUCGAGGUGGUGUACAUCCCCAUGGACAAGGAGGAGGAUGGGUACGAGCGGUCGCGCGGCGACAUGCCGUGGCUGGCGCUGCCCUACGACGGCGAAGGCGUGCCGUCGCGGGCGCUGGCCAGGUACUUCGACGUGCGGGAGAUCCCGACGCUGGUGGUGAUCGGGCCCGACGGCAAGACGGUGACGAGGGACGGGAGGAACCUGGUGAACCUCUACUUCGACAUGGCGUUCCCGUUCACGGAGGAGCAGGUGAGGCGGCAGCAGGAGCUGGAGGACGAGGCGGCCAAGGGGUACGCGCCGUCGCUGCGCCACGCCGGGCACCGGCACGAGCUGAGCGUCGUGUCGGAGAAGUCGGGCGGAGGGCCGUACGUCUGCUGUGAGUGCGACGAGCAGGGGUUCGGCUGGGCGUACCAGUGCAUCGCCUGCGGCUACGAGAUACACCUCCGGUGCGGCCGGGACGUGGAAGACGGCGGCGCCGUGGGAGCUGGUCAGUAGGCCGGAGUACGGGACCGUAUUGUAUACCAUUAAUCUGAAUGUUGUGCGUGCGUGCUCUGGAAAAGGUCAUGUUGCUAUGACGAGAAAUGCCCAGUGUGGACUUGCUCUUGGCAAGUCUGAUGAUAGUAGAAUAGACGAGAAAUGCGCAGUGUAGCUUGGUCACGGCUAGCUAGCUGCAACAGAAAAGCAUCGCUGAAUUUGGGCUUCUACUUGUUUUGCUUCUCUUUUUAAUCUGCUCACCCAACGAUCAUUUGAUACUA
Molecule: messenger RNA, 1699 nt
Organism: Triticum dicoccoides
Lineage: Eukaryota; Viridiplantae; Streptophyta; Magnoliopsida; Poales; Poaceae
Product: probable nucleoredoxin 2
Exons: 3
Coding region: 230-1324 (364 amino acids)
Source: RefSeq, a predicted model, not a curated record